CAGCCUCUGCUUACCAGCAGAAAGUCUCUGGCCUGGAGGAAGUUGGCUUCUGCCUCACCACCUUUGCCAACCUACGCUUGGCCAUGUGGGGGGCAGCGGCUGGCGUGAUCCUGCUCCUGAGUCUGGGGGCCGCCUCUGCUGCUCUCUGCUCCCCCACCACCUUCUACAGGAACUGUUGGAUUCGCCGCUUCCCAGGGCUGCUACUGGACUUGGACGAGUCCCAGAAACUGGGCGCCCAGUUCUUGAAGUAUUACACGGAGAACACAGGCCAGAAGUGUAGCCGGAGCUGCUGCCUUCGAAAGGAUGUGUCCUGCAACGUGGCUGUCUUCUACCACGACCCCAUCCACGAUGGUGCCAACUGCCUGCAUGUGCACUGCCCAACCCUGGAGAGCUGCAUCCUGGCGCCUGGGAUUGGAGCUGUUCUCUACAACAUUACAGAUGGUAUAGACCCUGACCUGCUGGUGUUUGAACAGUCUUCCCCCACCUACCUCAAUACUCGCUCCUCCUCCAGUCCAGGGGAGCAACUGAGGCUGCUUAAAGCUGUGGACCCAGAUCCACGGCGAGCCCCAGGGGCUGGCCCUGUGCUCCCAUCCAGAGACACUCCAGCCUCCACUACAUGCUCAGACACCCUCACAGACACAGCCGGGGCUCCUGAGGCACCGACUACAUUCUCUGGGGACAGCCUUUCUCUGAAUGACUCAAUCACCACUGAGGCACUGGGGGCACCCCCAAGUCCUGCUGCCAUCAGUGAUCCAGCAGACAUGACCGUUUCUCCAGCUUCUGUGCCACCUGAUGCGUGGCCUUUACACAAGCCCAACCCCUCCAAACUGGAGAGCAGCAAGCAAUUACUGAACAAAACCAAAGGGUCACAGGGCAGUGCCCAUGGGCCGGGGGACAGUGAAGAGACAAUUCACAAGGCCUCUGGGAUUUCCACGACAUGGCUGGUCCCUGUGGCUCUGUGCUCCAUGGUAGUCUUCCUCUGUGGCUGUGUUGUGGCUGUGACCCUGGCAUGCCGUCGGAAGCAACAGGGCCAAUAUGAGCCAGGACGGAAAACCACAGGAAAGACAUAGCCUCACUGGGAAGGAGAAGGUGUUUCCAGGGCAGCGUCAACAUGGCCCAGAGAUCAAGGCCCCAGCUCCCUUCUCUCAAAGA
Molecule: messenger RNA, 1152 nt
Organism: Suncus etruscus (white-toothed pygmy shrew)
Lineage: Eukaryota; Metazoa; Chordata; Mammalia; Eulipotyphla; Soricidae
Gene: MANSC4
Product: MANSC domain containing 4
Exons: 3
Coding region: 84-1070 (328 amino acids)
Source: RefSeq, a predicted model, not a curated record